CCAUAUUUUGAAAACCACAGCACCCUCCCAUCAAAACCGGAAAAAGGAAUAUAAUAGAUCCCGGUGCCACAAGGUGAGCCCUAAAGCACGCUAGCAGGGAAGCGAAUGCGAAAAAUUUGCAAAAGCGCCGCCCAAAAAUUACAAAAGAGAUUAAGUUGAGGAAACCCUAACCCUACGAGUCGUUGGAGUCUCUGCUUCAGAAAGUUGAUUUGCGCGAGGAGUUUCUAUUGUCUGUUCGGGACCAUUUUUUCCGCAGUGUAAAGAAGUCUGAAUAAGAUGUCAAGCGCUUGGACAAAUAUGAGCUUUGCAAUCAUACGUAGGGAUGUAGAAUGGGAGUGGGAGAAGUCAGGGUGGAGUUUUUGGUAUAUUUAUAUAAUUGGAAGUACUUGCUCGCUCUCUGAAGAGCUUUUGAUCUGGCAAAAAUUUAGAGGAUGAGGAGAUCAUAUUUUAAUUCGAAUAAAUAAUUGCUUUGGAGUAUCUUGGAGCAUAUGAGCAACGGAGCUUGUGGAGCACCGCUCACCUCAAGGAUUGCUCUCUUGGUUUGCUUCAUAAGUUUUGUUCUUCUUUGAUUUUUUUUCCUUGUCAAAUCAUUCAAAUGAUGACAGAAGACAUAUAGGGUUACCUAAGCUGGCGUUGUUGACUGCUUUUAACUUGUCUCCCCAUUCAUAAGUGUUUUCUAUCUGCAGAAUAUUUCUUUGACUUCACCUACAAAGACCAAGAAUGAGUGGCCGUUUCUCUCGCACUAUCUAUGUCGGAAACCUUCCUGCUGAUAUUAGGGAAUCAGAAGUCGAAGACUUAUUUUACAAGUAUGGCCGCAUCUUGGAUAUUGAACUGAAGAUUCCACCUCGUCCUCCUUGCUAUUGUUUUGUGGAGUUUGAGAAUGCCCGGGAUGCUGAAGAUGCGAUAAGGGGCAGAGAUGGCUAUAACUUUGAUGGCUGUCGGUUGAGGGUUGAACUUGCUCAUGGUGGCAGAGGACCAUCAUCCUCCAGUGAUCGCCGUGGUGGUGGUGGUGGUUAUAGUGAAAGGGGCAGCGGUGGUGGAGGCGGUGGUGGAGGUGGAAGUGGCAGUGGUGGUGGCAGAUUUGGUGUGUCCCGCCAUUCUGAUUAUCGAGUGAUUGUUCGUGGGCUUCCGUCUUCUGCUUCUUGGCAAGAUUUAAAGGAUCAUAUGCGGAAAGCUGGUGAUGUCUGUUUUGCUGAAGUUUCCCGUGAUAGUGAAGGAACUUAUGGCUUAGUUGAUUAUACUAAUUACGAGGACAUGAAAUAUGCUAUGCGUAAGCUUGAUGAUAGUGAGUUCAGAAAUCCUUGGACCAGAACUUAUAUCCGGGUAAAGGAAUAUAAGGGCAGCCCUUCAAGAAGCCGAAGUAGGAGUCGCAGCAGAAGCAGAAGUCCGAGAAGGAGAAGCAGGUCACUGGACCGAUCAGCUUCAAGAUCACCCUCAGCAUCGCCUGUUAAACCAUCCCGACCCAGAUCGAGGUCCAGAUCAAGAUCAAGGUCCAAAUCGAGGUCUGCAUCCCCGCUCCCGGCUAGGUCCAGCAGUCCUUGAUUUUCCCAAUGCGUGUCCAAUGUAAAACUCAUGUGGUGCAAAACUUUCUUGGCAUAUGAUUUGGUGCCGAAUGAUGUCUUGAGACUGGAACUAUCAUUCUAGAUUGAAAAUUAUUAGAACUUGGAACUUGGGGAUGUUUGUUGUGAUCGUUUUAGAGAUGUGGUUAAUUCACAAUUUGUUUUUCGCUGGAUAAGAUUUGUUUGGUUAUGAUUUCUGCGACUAGAUAGACAAUAUUAGCAUUUUGGAUUAGUAACUAGAAAGACUGCCGAGUUGAAACAUUUUAGUGGCAUGCUGUGUUUCAAGUGUUUUCUGUCAUUAGAUAAAUCAAACGGUGUUCUUGGAUAGUGUAACUUAGAAUGUUCCUGGGCA
This is a messenger RNA of Salvia miltiorrhiza (redroot sage), 1911 nucleotides long. Its product is annotated as serine/arginine-rich splicing factor SR34A-like. The record is from RefSeq and is a predicted model, not a curated record. The coding region runs from base 721 to 1542 and encodes 273 amino acids. Lineage: Eukaryota; Viridiplantae; Streptophyta; Magnoliopsida; Lamiales; Lamiaceae. Gene Ontology annotation, cellular component: nucleus; ribonucleoprotein complex; cytoplasm. Gene Ontology annotation, molecular function: mRNA binding. The transcript has 15 exons.